Messenger RNA from Carya illinoinensis, 1874 nucleotides. Its product is annotated as putative disease resistance RPP13-like protein 1. The transcript has a single exon. The record is from RefSeq and is a predicted model, not a curated record. The coding region runs from base 201 to 1388 and encodes 395 amino acids. Gene Ontology annotation, biological process: defense response to other organism. NCBI's taxonomy places the organism in Eukaryota, Viridiplantae, Streptophyta, Magnoliopsida, Fagales, Juglandaceae. Gene Ontology annotation, molecular function: ADP binding.
AUAGAACGUGCAAGGAAUAGAUCGAGGCAAUGAAUUCCGUCCGUUGAUCGAACGCGACAAAAUUACAACCCACCUUCUCCGACACAAUACCCAACAGAGCGCUCGUAUAGCUUUCUUCCAGACGCAUCCAGUUACUUCUUUCGACUCUCUGGUUAAUCUUUUGCAUCGUUUCCUGAUUCAUUCCUUUCUCCGGAGAAACAAUGGGGGUGGGAGAGCUCUUUCUUGCUGUGUUCCUUCAAGUGUUAUUUGACCGAUUGGCUUCACCCGAGUUGCUGGCCUUUGCACGCCGAGAGGGACUUGAAAAAAAGCUGGACAAGUGGAGCAAGACGUUGUCAACGAUUCAAAAGGUGCUUGAUGAUGCAGAGGAGAGGGAAUUACAUUCUGAGAAUACGGCAGUAAAAGAGUGGCUGGAGGAUCUCAAAGACUUGGCCUACGAUGUGGAGGACAUACUCGAUGAGUUUGCCACACAAGCUUUGCGACGCAAAUUAAAGGGUAAAAAUCAGGCAACGACUAGUAAGGUACGGAAUCUCAUCCCUGCUUUUUUUAGUGGUUUAAGAAGUAGGCUGGAGUCAAAUAUCAAGGAAAUCACUACUCGAUUUGAAGAUCUAGCGGCACAAAAAGAGAAACUCAAUUUGAGACAAAAUGUUGACAGGAGGCCAAAUGGAAUAAGAGGGCCACUAGUCCCAACUUCUAUAGUGAAUGAAGUCGUUUACGGCAGGGAAGGAGAUAAAAAGGCUUUACUUGAUUCAUUGCUGAGUCAAGGAUCAAACGAUCAAGUCUCUGUGAUUCCUAUAGUUGGUAUGGGGGGUAUUGGAAAGACAACCCUUGCCCAGUUUGUAUACAAUGAUGAAGAAGUCAAAAGUUUGUUUAAGCUUAGAGCUUGGACUUGCGUUUCUGAAGAUUUCGAUGCUAUUAGGGUCACGAAAGCAAUUUUAAAAUCUCUUAGCCGCGAAAGCAAUGAUGAUAAUGAUUUGAAUUUGUUGCAAAUCAAAUUAAGUGAGGCCCUAAAAGGGAAGAAAUUUCUAGUCAUUCUGGAUGAUCUUUGGAAUGAGAAUUAUAAUGAUUGGACAAUCUUACUUGCUCCUUUCAAAGCAGGCGCUCCAGGAAGUGUAGUUAUUAUCACAACUCCCAUCGAGAAGUUUCGAGGAGGACAAGUACCACUGAAGCUUACCAGCUGGAUUUGUUGUCAAAUGACGCUUCUGUGUCCAUAUUUACCCAACAUGCAUGCCUUGGGGACAAAAGACUUUUCUUCACAUGCACACCUCAAAGAUAUUGGUGAGGAAAUCGUUCGAAAAUGUAAAGGCUUGCCUUUGGCGGCAAAAAUACUUGGAAGCCUCUUACGUUCAAAACAGGACCGUGAUGCCUGGGAGGAAAUAUUGAAUAGCUAGAUAUGGAAAACAGGUGGUGAGGAAAUCGUUGCAGCUCUUAUGUUGUGUUACUACCAUCUCCCAUCGCAUUUGAAGAGAUGCUUUGCUUACUGUUCUAUACUCCCUAAAGAUUAUGAAUUUGAGGAGAAGGAGGUGGUUCUAUUAUGGAUGGCAGAAGGCUUGAUUCAACCACAACAAAAAGAGAAGGAAAUGGAAGAUUUGGGUUCAAAGUAUUUUCGGGAUUUGUUGGCAAGGUCAUUUUUCCAACAAUCCAACAACAAAAAAUCUCGCUUUGUGAUGCAUGACCUCAUCAAUGACUUGGCUAAAUCUGUUGCAGGAAAUACAUGCUUUAGAAUGGAAGAUAAAGUUGAGGGUAGUAAACAAGGGAGUAUUUUUAAAAAGGCUCGCCAUUUGUCUUACCUAGGUAACCGUCAUGAUGGCUUUAAAAAGUUUGAGGCCUUUUCUGAACUCACAUGUUUACGUACCUUCUUACCUUUAAUGCUGCCA